AUGCCGGCGCUCUCGCCGUCAAUGGAGACUGGCACUAUUGUCGAGUGGAAGAAGAAGGUCGGCGAUCUCGUCAAGGAGAACGAGGUCUUCUGCACCGUCCAGACGGACAAGGCGGUGGUUGAUUACACCAACACCUUUGAGGCGGGCUACAUCGCGAAGAUAUUCCACAACAACGGCGAGACAGUUACUGUUNCGGACAAGGCGGUGGUUGAUUACACCAACACCUUUGAGGCGGGCUACAUCGCGAAGAUAUUCCACAACAACGGCGAGACAGUUACUGUUUCUCGGACCAUCGCUGUGCUGGUCGACGAAGCCGCUGAUGUCGCCAAGUUAGUGGACUACUGCCCCGGCGACGCGGAGCCAAGCAAGGCUGCCGAGCCUUCGACAAAGCCUGUCGCAGCAGCAGCAACGCCAGCAAAGGGGAGCGUGAAGCGGUACGGGGACUCUCUCGAGGAGGCCAUCGCGGCCAGCGGCCCGGGCGUCAUGCGCAUCGCCGCCCGUCUUGACAAAAAGACGUUGGAGUCCAUCACACCCACCGGCAAGGACGGGCGCUUCUCGAAGAGCGAUUUCAUAGGGAAGCCGGGCUUCAACUACGAAGACAAUGUUCCGCCACCGCCCUUGUCUGGGGCUGCUUCUGCCACGAAGAGUAGUGGUGCGGCGGCGCCGCCGAGUGCAGCAGCAGCUGCAACCGUUGGCGUUGUUGUGAAGGCUUUCCCGGUGCAUAACCUCAAGGUGUCCGACACGACGUUGCUGCAGCAACUCAUUCGCACAAUGCCGAAGCCGAAGCCGGCGAAGGCUAAGGACGGCAAGUAG
Molecule: messenger RNA, 813 nt
Organism: Trypanosoma grayi
Lineage: Eukaryota; Euglenozoa; Kinetoplastea; Trypanosomatida; Trypanosomatidae
Product: putative dihydrolipoamide acetyltransferase
Exons: 1
Coding region: 1-813 (270 amino acids)
Biological process (GO): pyruvate decarboxylation to acetyl-CoA
Cellular component (GO): pyruvate dehydrogenase complex
Molecular function (GO): dihydrolipoyllysine-residue acetyltransferase activity
Source: RefSeq, a predicted model, not a curated record